Messenger RNA from Drosophila guanche, 3949 nucleotides. RefSeq names its product E3 ubiquitin-protein ligase Su(dx) (gene Su(dx)). The record is from RefSeq and is a predicted model, not a curated record. Gene Ontology annotation, molecular function: ubiquitin protein ligase activity; protein binding. The transcript is spliced from 6 exons. The coding region runs from base 316 to 3270 and encodes 984 amino acids. Lineage: Eukaryota; Metazoa; Arthropoda; Insecta; Diptera; Drosophilidae. Gene Ontology annotation, biological process: ubiquitin-dependent protein catabolic process.
CUCUAACGUAACACUAUGGCAAAGAAAUUGCUUUGCCUGCGAAAACAGCACAAUAACAAAUAAUCUAUUGGUUAAUAGUUCUACAAUAACAUAUAUUCUGCUUGGCGGAUAUACGUGCAACAAAUACGCAACGCAAGCAAUUGUGAAGCAACCAAGAAACCAGGCCCAGAACCCACAAACAGCCAAACCAGCAAUACACACGAACACACACACAGGCUCACACGAACGAGCGAGGAGCAGCGCCAGAAGAAGCGCCCAUAAGGAGCGUCCAAGGAGGAGACGACAAAACACACACUCGCAUAAAAAGCAACACAAAUGGCCGAUGGAAAUGGGCUGCCAGCAGGUGCAGCUUCCGGUGCAGGGGGCAUCAUUGAGGGCGGACAAACAUUGAACUGUGGCGUGGCCACAGCCAACGUGGGCAAUCCAGGGGGUGUGGGUGUGGCAAGUGGCAGCAACAGCAGUGCCAGCAACAGCAGCUUGAGCAGCAGCAGUGGUGGUGGCAAUGUCGGUGGAGGUGCCAGUGCCGUCAAUCAAGGAUAUCAUCAAUUAAGCGUAACAAUCGAGGAGGCAUCACUGCGCAACAAUGGCUUCCUCAAGCCAAAUCCCUAUGUGGAGCUGCUGAUUGAUAGCAAAAGCAAGCGCAAGACAGACCAAGUAAAGAAUAGCUUUCUGCCCAAAUGGAACGAAGAGUUUACAGUGCUGAUUACGCCCAACUCCACGCUGCACUUUAAGGUGCUGGAUCAUUCGAGUUUCCGCAAGGAUGCCAUGCUAGGGGAGCGCAUCAUCCAUCUGGCCCACAUUCUGCAACACUACAACGGACGCUGUGAGUUCCUGGAGCUGACCAUCGAUCUGUUUGUCACCUCCAAGUCGGACAAUCGUCAGACCAAGAGCGGCGUACUUGUGGCCAUACUAAAUGGACUGAAGCUGGACAUGAGCAAGCUGCAGUUGCAACAGAAUGGCAAUGCCGUCCAGGCGGUGAAUCCAGCCUUAAGCGAUCCAGCCGCCGCUGGCCGUAGUUGCAUGAUCUACGGCGGAGUGAUUGCCAGAAUGCGGCUGCGUUCAAGCAAUAGCAAUAGCAAUCCGGAGCCACUUGCCAAUCGUUCGAUGAGUUCGAAUGGUGUAGAUACCAGAGCGGCCAUACUAGGGCCACCCGUGUGGGAGCAGCAGCAACAGGCGCCACCACAGCAACAGCAACCACAACAACAGAUGCAGCAGCAGCAGCAACAGCAACCCCUGAGGAUGGUCAAUGGAAGCGGCGGAGGAGCAGCGGCUGUGCCGCAAACAGCACCGUAUCCACAACAGCCACCAGCGACGGUUGUGGCACCGCCACGGCCCAUGACGCAGGUGUAUGCCAAUGGCGUGAUGCCAGAGAAUCCACCACCACCAGCUGGUGUCUACAUGCCAGCGGGGCCAGGAGUACCAAUGGAUACACAGCAGCAGCAGGCGGGAAUUGGACUGCCCGUGAGCCAGAGCACAGAUCCCCAACUGCAGCCUCAACCAGCGGAUGAUGAGCCGCUGCCCGCUGGCUGGGAGAUACGCUUGGAUCAGUACGGACGUCGCUACUAUGUGGAUCACAACACGCGUUCCACGUACUGGGAGAAGCCAACGCCGCUGCCGCCUGGCUGGGAGAUACGCAAGGAUGGACGGGGACGGGUCUACUAUGUGGACCACAACACGCGGAAGACCACCUGGCAGCGGCCGAACAGUGAGCGACUGAUGCACUUCCAGCACUGGCAGGGACAGCGCGCACACGUGGUGUCGCAGGGCAAUCAGCGGUAUCUGUACUCACAGCAGCAGCAGCCGACUGCGGUGACCGCUCAGGUGACGCAGGACGAUGAGGAUGCGUUGGGUGUGCUGCCCGAUGGCUGGGAGAAGAAGGUGCAAUCGGACAAUCGUGUGUACUUUGUGAACCACAAGAACCGCACCACCCAGUGGGAGGAUCCACGCACACAAGGUCAGGAGGUGAGCCUUAUCAACGAAGGCCCACUGCCACCAGGCUGGGAGAUACGCUACACGGCGGCUGGCGAGCGCUUCUUUGUGGAUCACAAUACGAGGCGGACCACCUUCGAGGAUCCGCGUCCGGGUGCGCCCAAGGGCGCUAAGGGUGUGUAUGGCGUUCCGCGUGCCUAUGAGCGCAGCUUCCGCUGGAAGUUGUCGCAAUUCCGAUACCUGUGCCAGAGCAAUGCCCUGCCGUCGCAUAUCAAGAUAACGGUGACACGACAGACGCUCUUCGAGGACUCGUACCAUCAGAUUAUGCGUCUGCCCGCCUACGAGCUGCGUCGCCGCCUGUACAUCAUCUUCCGUGGCGAGGAGGGACUCGAUUAUGGUGGCGUGUCCAGGGAGUGGUUCUUCCUGCUGUCGCACGAGGUGCUCAAUCCCAUGUAUUGCCUGUUCGAGUAUGCCAACAAGAACAACUACAGUCUGCAGAUCAAUCCCGCCUCCUACGUGAAUCCCGAUCAUCUGCAGUACUUCAAGUUCAUUGGACGCUUCAUUGCCAUGGCCCUAUACCACGGGCGGUUCAUCUACAGCGGCUUCACGAUGCCCUUCUACAAGCGGAUGCUCAACAAGAAGCUGACCAUCAAGGACAUCGAAACGAUUGAUCCAGAGUUCUACAAUUCACUCAUCUGGGUCAAGGACAACAACAUUGAUGAGUGUGGCCUCGAGCUGUGGUUCAGCGUGGACUUUGAAGUACUCGGCCAGAUAAUCCAUCACGAGCUGAAGGAGAACGGCGAGAAGGAGCGCGUGAACGAGGAGAACAAAGAGGAGUACAUAACGCUUAUGACGGAAUGGCGUAUGACACGUGGCAUUGAGCAGCAGACUAAAACCUUUUUGGAGGGCUUCAAUGAGGUUGUACCUUUGGAGUGGCUAAAGUACUUUGAUGAGCGCGAACUGGAGCUGAUCUUGUGCGGCAUGCAGGAUGUGGACGUCGAGGACUGGCAGCGCAAUACCAUCUACAGGCACUACAAUCGCAAUUCCAAGCAGGUUGUCUGGUUCUGGCAGUUUGUACGUGAAACGGACAAUGAGAAACGCGCCCGUCUGCUGCAGUUUGUGACGGGGACGUGUCGUGUGCCUGUGGGCGGCUUUGCCGAGCUGAUGGGCUCCAAUGGGCCGCAGCGAUUCUGCAUCGAGAAGGUGGGCAAGGAGACGUGGCUGCCGCGCUCGCAUACGUGCUUCAAUCGAUUGGAUUUGCCGCCGUACAAGAGCUAUGACCAGCUGGUGGAGAAGUUGACCUUUGCCAUUGAGGAGACUGAGGGCUUCUGUCAGGAAUGAGUGGCAGUUGAUUUGUGGUCGGUUUGUUGAUUAAUGUUUAAUUCCAAUUGAGCGCCUGUCCCAUUCCCCCUUACACCCAUGCACCCAUAUCCUUGUGAACGAACGUCCAUAAUGUUGCGUUGAUAUAGUUACUGUUAUUAUUAUUACGUUUACGAUUACGUAUGUAUAUGUAUUACACACACAAACACACACACCGCAACGUUUUUUGUAUGUCGUGUCUAUAUAAUUCCUAUAUUCGCCUACCACCUCAAAGAUCUGUAAUCUAUAAUCCUGCAAUCGCAGCCCCGAGAGAGUGUUGAGUGUGUGUUUUGCCAUAAGAUUGCAACAACAAUCCCCCUUCACCCGCUUCUCUUCCCACUUUUGCUUCUAGUUCAAUUCUAGUACAACGAGCCCUGAUCCCUUACUGCUGCCCUGUCCCUGCCCUGACCCAUAAUUAUAUUGUAAAUAGUUUGACAAGAGAAAAGAGUAUGCACACACAGGCAACAAUUGUUAGAGGAUGGGGACAUUUUUUGGGUUUACUAGCCGUCAAGGCAAAACUGUUUUUAACAUGUUCAAUUGUUUAACACACCAAUACUAUAAUAUAAAUAUAUAUAUAUAGAAAUAUAUUUUAAAUAUAAACAAAUAUAUAUCCCACACAAAAUGCAGAAAGAGAAAUAUCGUGAGAUGAUGGAACACCGAA